ACAAGACACAAAGAUCUCGCUUAAAGUGUAUAGUAUAGUUCUUAAAAAGAGAAUUACUCGAGAACAAAACCACUAAUAAGAUUUGUAUAAUUUUAUAUUUUUUACGAUGAAUGUGCAACAGAGACAACUGUUUAAUUCUUCAUAAGUACAAAUGUCCCCGCGCGUGUGGCGAAAGAAAUUGCCCUAAAGAGAAGGAAAAAAUGCUGUUUCAUUUCAAAUAUUUUGUGCUAUGGCUUUUGAAAUGUCUAUAUGCAUUACACUAUACAAAAAAUUAUGUUGAUUAACAUCUACUAGAACUAUUUGAAUGUCAUAUAUCAGCAAGUUUUAUUUUUGUGCGUGCAUGUACAAUAUGUGUGUCGAAGUGUUAAAAUUGUGAAGCCUCCAAGUGAGGAAUCAACUUAAAAUUUAAGUCAUCUUCUGCUAUUGUUCCUUUUGUGGAUUUUAUUUAAAAUCGUUUAUCAAAAGCCACUUGGAACAAUUUUAUUCUGUUGUAAACAAGAGACAGUGUCCGUUACCCUUGCUGAGCUUUGGUGCUACUGUUUACCACGGGAGAAACGGCGGUUAUAAAAAUUGAAGCUUGAAGUGGACAAUAUGUGGGCAAAAAUAGUUAUUCUUCUACUGCUACUCAUUAGACAUGACACAAAUAGUUAACGUGGAAUAUGAAAACCAUAUCGUCCGAUACUUUUUCUUCCACCUCAUUGCAAGCUAAACUGGGCACUAAAAAACCGGAAACAGCCGCCGUAAUUACUGUUAGUAGGAGUAUCAUUAAUAUGGAAACUACAGAUCAUGUUAAUCUCAUUGACGAUGAUGAUGAAAAAGAUCCGCUGGCAUUGGACGUCAACACCAUGCCAGCACGACUACAGCAGCAGACAGAACAACAAGAACUACAUCAAGAACUUAACAAUACGACGUCACCGUGCACUAAGCACACACAUAGCCUGAGGCGUCAUGUUCCACGCAUUAUAGUGAAAGCAUUACCACCUGAGAAAAAGUCAACUGAAAUGGAUCCAUCGACCAUUAGCGGUUUUCCAAUUAUAUCACAGUCAACAGCUAACACAGUCGUGGAGUCCUCUCCUUCACCAGUACGCGGCAUCACAAGUCGACGUAUUCAGCAGCAACAACAAGCCAAAGCUGCUGCAGCAGCCGCAGCGGCAGCCAUAGUAUCUCCAAGUACGUUCGCAUCGAAUACGCAAAUCACCAAAAAGGUGAUCACACAAACGUCCACCAUGCGCGAGGUCCUCGCAUCAAUUCCCGGCUUUAGCGUAAAACCUCGACGGCGAUCUAAUAAAAAGCUUACCACGGCGGCACAAAUCGAACAAACCAAGGAUGGAAAAAUUGAUUUGGAGACACCCGAUUCGAUACUAGCAUCCACAAAUUUACGCGCUUUACUUAAUAAACAGACGUUUUCAUUGCUGCCGCCACUGUAUCAAUACAAUCUUAUACAGUUGCUGCCAAGCGUCGAUCGUGAGGCCAGCGAAGUGGUGGAGUCGCCGGAGAUGCUGGUGGGUGAACAGCCCAGCACAAGCAGUGGAUCAGGAGGUGAUACAUCUGCGACCAUACGCUUGAGCGGUUCAUGCCUGAAUAACGAGUUUUUUGCACGAGCGUGUCUUGAGUGGCGCGAACGAUUAAGUGAAGGAGAAUUCACGCCGGAGCAUCAAAUGAAACUAAGAACUGAAGCGGAGCGUGAAAAAAACAAGCUCGAUCCUUGGAAGCUGAAACACUUUGAACCAUAUUGGGGUGAGAAGAAUGCAAGGCGUAGUAAAGAAUUGAACAACUGCACCAUAGUUAAUAUGACAGAUAAACACGUAGGAAUUGGGUGUGAAAGGCUGACAACUAGCAUGGAGAACAAGCAACAGCCAGUUAAUCCUCUGGUAAAACAUCAAGAAACAUGUGAUAAUGAGACUGAACUGAAAUAUGAAUUGGGCACUAAGUGCAUACCAAUAACAAUGGAUUCAACACAAUCAACAACAAUUAGAAGAAACAGCGUUACUUUUUCAACAGACCAACGUCAUAUUUUAAAACGUCGAUUGAGCAGUCCGUUAAGUAACAAACACAACGAUACAAAAAUAUCAAACCUGGUUUCCUCAAUAGAUCCCAUUGACGGUAAUGAGUGCUAUGACGUUGAUAAUAAUGUGCCUACCAAAUCUAGGGAAACCAAACAGAAGAAAAUUACGCCUGAAAGUGUUCCUAAAGUUUUGGAGAAUUUGGCGCUUUCAGAAGCCACUGAUGGCGUUGUUGAUUAUGAAUCGAGCGAGUUUCAGGCUGCUGACGUGGAUGGGACAACUGCAGUGCAACAAACUCACCAACAGUCACGUAUCAACAGUACCUGUGAUAAAAUUGAAUUCCCCAAGUGCGCAUCCUCCAUCGCUAAAAUAUUAACAUCAAACACGACUUCAACAACAACGGCAGUCCUACAAAAGGUUGAGCAUGUAUCAAAUAACUUUAAUGAUCAUUUUUUGCUGAAUAGCGCCGAAAUCAAAGUAAAAAACAUGGUUUCCCUUUUAAGGGUUAACACCCAUGAUAUUGUGCUUGACCACACAGUAGAUCAUGGUCAAUCAGUAACGAAUAUCGAUGAUUGCGAAAAAACACACAACCAACCGAUCGAACCAUUCACCACUUGCUCUUCAUUAGAAACUAUUACUUCGACAAGUACAAUGCCUUGCUCAAAAAGGGCUGCGCUGCCAAAACCUGCUGCAACAUCAGAUGACACACUUGGCGAUGUACAAUCAAUGCUGACAACGCUGCAACAUCAGCAACAUACAGAGGCAGAACAAACAAUUGACGUGCCGUUAGAGUUAAAUUCGAACGAAAUGUUUCAGCAUGUGCAACAUGAUUGGAACUUUGGUGGUAUAAAAUAUCUUGCACCGACGGGGGCAAGUACAUCGGCAGCCAUUACUGAAGACUACGUGGAACAACAUCAAGACAUGCAUACCGAAAUCAUAAGUACUGAGAAUAUAGACUUAAUGGAAGUCGUGCAGCAAGAUGAUGAUAUAAUGGAUGAUGUGGUAGAAUGCGAUGACGAUGUGGUAGAAUGCAUUGGUAAUGAAGUGCGCGAUCACAAUGAACCCACGCAAGAACAACUUUUGGAUGGUCAUGUGAUGCAUGAUAAGAUAGAUAAUGCUAAUGUACGCAAUAUUGUGGAUAAGUUGCAGCAGCAUCAACAGCAACAAUUGCAAGCUCAAUUGCAAGAUGUGGUGCAUUUGGCGCAGAAUUCUUUUAUGCAACAGCCCCAAAAUGAAUACGCUCAUGAGGUCCCAAUUGACAUUCUAUGCGAUGUUCCCAUGUCGGCUGCCGAUAUGGAGGUUUCCAGCAGUGUGGUUACUAACAGCAGCAACUCAAAUGACAGCAGCAACAAUUUGAGCAUAUGCAGCAGUAGCAGCAAUCUAACAAGCAUUGCCACAACUCUAAGCCAAAUACAACAACUUUCCAAUCAAACGCAGCAGCAACCAGUCCAUCAGUCGCAUCAACAGCAACAACGACAGAUAUUAGUUGAUUCUAAUGGACAGAUUAUUGGAAAUCUUUUAAUACAACAGCAGCAGAGACAGCUACAACAGCAGCAAUUGUUGCAGCAGCUCAGUCUACAAACUGCUGCGCAAUCGCAUCAACAUCAGGCAAGCACGAGCUCUGAAAUGCCUAAAACGCAAGCGACAAUGAGGAAACCAUUAGAAACGAAUAGCAAUAGAACUCACCAAUUUAUGACAUCUAGUUUGCUAGUUCAGCAAGAACAAUUAGAGCAACAACAACAGAUGCAACAACGGCUAUCUGGUCGGAUCGGAGCCACCACAGAAGAGGACGAAACUUCUCUGGAUAAGGAUUGUCACACUUCAACGACAUGGACUAACAAUCAGGCGCAAAUACUCCAACGUCAACUGUUGGCUAGCACCAAUAUGCACCAACAACCUAUAGCAAAUUACCAACAACAGCAAUCAUCCAGCACAACAUCGCAUGCAAGAUUCAUUCCCAAGGCCCUAAACAUAAUAUCAAUGGCUCCUUCUGGAAACACUUGUACUACAGCUACAAUCAGCGAUACUUCUAUGGCGGCAACUAACACUACGACCAAUCUAGCAACAAUUCCGUCCGUCGUCAGUACCUAUUCUCUCGAUCCUAAUGUUUCUGUUGCUUCAACAGCCGACACCGAUUUUAGUGGAGGCGACAGCUUCGGCAUCAUUAACGCUAAUUCACAACAAGCAGCAGCCACAGCAAUGCUCAACAAUCACAACAGCAGUAUGCAAGUCACUGCCAGUGUGAUAUCUGCUUGCGGCGUAGGUACCAUGAAAACGCUAACGUCUUCUGGUGUGCCGACAACCAUAGCUCAGCAGCGCCUACAAUCCAAAAUAUCCACUGGCAAGGGCCGUAAGGUCACAACAAAUCGGUUGCCACCUGGGGCAGUCAAUCUUGAGCGUAGCUAUCAAAUUUGUCAAGCCGUUAUACAGAACAGUCCUAACCGUGAGAAUUUGAAAGGGCAACUACGUCCCCCUGCAGCUAUUUUAAGCCAGCAACAAACAGAUGCGACUACAACAGCUAGCACACCAGUAAGCAGCAGCAAUACCAACUUCACAAUGGCUGUCACGCCCAACGUAACGGCAAGCACCGCCAAUGUAAUUACUUCACAAACUCUAGUUAGACAAGAGGAACUGCUCACUGGAGCUGCGCUUCCUCCAAAUGUCAUGGGCGUUGGCAGGCCAGGUGUAUACAAGGUAAUUGGACCACGAAUGGGAUUUCCUCGCAAGAAAUACGUGGAACGAAAGACUUUGCCAACAUUCAUACGUCCCUUAUUUAGUGGCGUGUCAGGAGCAACAAGUACAGCUACUCCAACACAGUUGCCAACAACCUCUGUGACCCAUGAACAGAUGCUACAUCACAACGGCAGCGGUCAAUAUGUUCUUUUACAUCGUGCUAAUGUAGGCGCUACAGACAAUCAUGCGCCACGCGCUUCCAGUGCUCCACCAAUACAUCAAAAUCAGUAUCCGGCAGUACAAAAUCAGCUGCAAUCUGUUAAUGGCCUAGCAGUGGGCGGACAUGGGCGUCCAGCAUCUGUAGACACAACUACAAUAACGCCAGCGAUUUCGUACGCCAUAACAGAGGCAACCAAGCAUCAGGAGCUACACGAUUCUAUUGGCAAUGUAAACGCGGUUGCGAAUAUUGUGCGGCGCAAUAUCGCUGCAGGCGCAAAUAUCACCUACAUCGAUGGCAGAAACGUGACUGCCAGCCUAAUGGAUACAUCCAACAACUUUAUAGUAACAACGACAGCUCCUUCAACAAAUCUCCAUGGUCCACAACUCCCGCAAACACAACAACCACCACAUUCGCAUCCAAUUCAGAUUUCUCAAAAUAGCGGUGAAAACACGCCACCAACCCAAGAAGCGGUUCCAAACAAUUGCGCCUGCGCUCUAAAUGCUAUGGUUAUUUGCCAGCAGUGUGGAGCAUUUUGUCACGACGAUUGUAUUAGUGCUGCAAAACUUUGCCUUUCGUGUGUGAUCAGAUGAGAGAUGAAAUUUUGAGAUCAGUUUUAAAAUGACGUAUUUUAAUAAUAGCAUAUAAGGAUAUAUUGUAAUCUUAUAAGUUAUUAGUUUAAUAUUAAUAGUUUCCAAGAUUACGAGAUAACUAGGAACACAACAACUAUUAUUAAUGUACAUGAACACAUUUACAAUAUUAAUUACUGUUACUAUUAUGUUAGUAUAGUGAUGAAAUGAUUUUCAAGACGGUCUUGUAAUUUUGAAAUUUCUUAUAUGUAAGAAAAGUAUAUAUUAAAACCUACACAUUGUAUAUUAUAAAACGAUUGGAAGAAAAGUGCAGAGGCUGACGCACGUAAAAAGAAAAAUUUGAACAGAAAUACAGCAAGAUUAACCCCAAGCAUAAAUAUGUAAAUUCCACACUCAAGUUUACCUAAAUCUUAAGUUGAUGCAUGUAUUUCGUACUUUUGCCUGUGAAUAUUCCUGAAAUACUCUUUAAUUUUUGUGAUUUUUAAGGAUAUCGCCUGCAUAUUUAGAAAACAGGAAAAACUCAUUGUAAUUUAUAUCUACAUAAAAUAUUCGCAAUAGAAAA
Molecule: messenger RNA, 6045 nt
Organism: Scaptodrosophila lebanonensis
Lineage: Eukaryota; Metazoa; Arthropoda; Insecta; Diptera; Drosophilidae
Gene: Asx
Product: polycomb protein Asx
Exons: 11
Coding region: 660-5486 (1608 amino acids)
Biological process (GO): positive regulation of transcription by RNA polymerase II; animal organ morphogenesis
Cellular component (GO): PR-DUB complex
Molecular function (GO): chromatin binding; DNA binding
Source: RefSeq, a predicted model, not a curated record